CACGCGGGGCACGGGGCGCCUGCGCCGGUCCGUGCGCGUCUUUUCCUCUCAUGCGCGGUAUUUCCUUCCCCAGCAGGGCUCGGGGCCCGGCCUAGCGGCGGCGGCGCCCGCCGGCCGGGGCGCAGGGAAGGGCAGCGGCGUUCCCCCCCCGACCCCGUCCCUGCCCGCGGCUCCUCCCUGCCCGCCCGCCGACACCCGCGCCGGAGGAUGGCCGAGGACUCGCCAAAACGGCGCAAGGCGAAUUUCAACGAGGCGGAGACGGAGGUGCUGAUCGAGCAGGUGCUGAAGCACGAGCAGCUGCUGUUCGCGGCGGGACCCGGCCGCGCCUCCGCGGGCCAGAAGCGGAAGGUGUGGGAGCUGAUCCGGCACAAGGUGAACCCGGUGGCCGCCUGCCCCCGCGACGUGGAGGACCUGAAGAAGCGCUGGCGGGACUUGAAGCGCCGCGACCGCAGCAAGCUGUGCCGCCUCUCGCAGGGCUGCGGGCCGCCGGCGCCCCCCGCCCUCGGCCUCCUCCUGCCCCCCGAGGAGCUGCCGCCCGCCGCCGCGCCGCCCGCCCGCCGCCAGCGCCGCGCCUACGGCUCCCUGCUGCCCGCCGAGGCCGUGCCCAUCGUGGGCGGCAUCGACACGCUGGAGCUGCCCGGCGCCGUCGUGGGGGACAUGGGGUUUAAUGGCAGUCCUGGCCCAUCUCAUCAAUCCAGUCUUGAGCAGAUGAACCUCAAAGAAGAAAUAGUAGUGAAGGUAGUAGAGCCAGAAGAAAGCUCUGAGGACAUGGUAGUGGUUCCACCUAGUCGAGAACAACUGCCUUUUCUGGGGACAUCAGGUGGUGGUUCCUCUGGGAAAGUAAAAGCCAAAACAAAAGGCAGGUCCCAGGCAGACCAAAAUGAAAUGACUGAAGAGGACCUCCUGCAGAUUCAGCAGACCCAAAUACAGGUGAUCCAGUCUGGCUUUGACAGUGUAAACCACAAUCUUCGGCUGCUGCAGCAAGGCAUGCAAGAUCUGAGUAACAGCAUCAGCAUCAUGGCACACACGCUUGUUGCUAUCAAGAACGUCUAUGUGAAAAACAACACUGGCCCAACCACCCAUGCUGCUGCAUCCACUCAGACCACAGCUGGGUACCUGAGCCCAGGAUCCCCCCAGCUCUCCCCUGCUAAGGACAGAGCUAGAGCACAGGUGGCUGGAAGCAGCAGCAGAAGCAGCAGCUGCAGCUCCAGCUCCAUGUCACAAGAACCAGGUCCUUCCGAGUUUCCUAGGCGCCCCCUGAGAACCAUUAAGAAAGAACAUCCAAAUGGCUGCUACUACUUCUGCUUUGCAGAUGUGUAAAAACUUGAAUAUAUGUAAAAUGACUGUAUUGUUGGGUGCUGAUGUCUGUUCUGCUCCAGCCUGUAACUUCGACUGAGCGAAGCUGGACUUGCCUCCCAUGUUGUUCCCAGUGGGAAACGUUUUGCUAUAGGUGGCAUUAAACACUAAUUACCAGUCUCCAGUUAACUCUGUUGCAGUUGGCUAAUAAGUUUCUUCUCUUUUCUUUAUCCUCUUAUUCUCUUGAAAAAAGAAACAUUUAUUUUGACUAAGACUUUUGUCUGUAUCAUCCUUUGUUUAAUGUCACCUUGUGAAAAAUAAAAGGCAUGAGAGUGGGGUAAAAAAGUAGCAUUAUGAGUAACAUUAUGGUUACUACCACCUGGAGCUAUCUUUACACAAGUGUCUUGGUUCUUGGAUUAAACAAACCUCAGAAGUAGCUGGUUUUUUUAAGUACUUCCCUUUUCUAAUAGUUAUGAUGUUGGGGGGUGUUUUCUAGGUUUUUGUUGUUUUUUUAAAGUCUGAGCUGUGCAAGGCAUCACAGGAGGAGUUUGAGAUACUUGUGUAUUCUAGGAAUGGUUUAGGACUGAGGCAUUCACGAGUGUCCUUCUCAGAACUCAUACAGCAUUGUUCCACUUGCUGCUCAUCCCCGGCUUGUCAAAUGCAUCUUCUCUUCAGAGACAUUGUGUUUUACUGCACUAGCAGGGUAGUCUCUUUUUUUGUCACAUGGUUAAAGUGGAGAAAUACAGAGAAAUGAGUAAUGCCUGUUUCUGACAUAUAGGUUAUAUGCAGGCUGCAUCUUAAUCUGAUUUUUGUAAGCCUUACGGAAUUGAUACUACAGUAUUUGAAAUACAGAGAACAAAACUCUUUGUAUUGUUUUACAUGAAAUGGAAGUCAGAUUUGCCAUUAAAUUACAGGAGGCAGGGGCUCACUUCAUUCCAGACAAACGCUCCUGCAUAGUUUAGGAAGCUUUCAGUAUCAUUUCCUUUUUCAUAACUAUAUAGCCAAGGGAAAAGAGAGAUGAGGAAGAGCUGGAGCAAAAUGUAAUCUGGUGUCAACUCUGAAACAAGCAAAAACCAUUUUAUCUUCCUGCCAAAAAGAAAAAUCACCAUUUUGCAUUUAGAUAGGGAAAAACUAUUGUCAUAGGCACUAUUUUGUAUUUCAGGCUUAUGUAUUAGAGCCACUCUACUUUGCACAGUUCAGAAGUAGCAGAGGUACAAUGUUCUUAUAUCUGGCAUCUGUACUGGAAGGCAAACCAAAACACACCUGAAAUUUUGUCCAAUGACUUGAAAAAUCAUACAAAUUCUCUUCUUAAGCAUUUAUCACCAAUAUUUAAAAAAAGUUCUACAGAUAAAAUCUGGCCUAUAACAGUGACUAGCUGCCUCUAGUGUUACAGUCAGUUUGCAUAAGCACUCCUGCUGCAGGAAUUUAGCAAAUACAAAUAACAUAGAGAAUCACAAUCAAAUCACCCCUCUCCUAGAAGCAUAAGAAUAUGUAAUCAUGGCAUAAGGUAUGCCACUUUAGCAAUCAGCUUUGCCUGAACACCCCUGUAUGAAAAUGUACUUCAUUUGU
Messenger RNA from Hirundo rustica (Barn swallow), 2865 nucleotides. RefSeq lists its product as uncharacterized. The transcript is spliced from 2 exons. The record is from RefSeq and is a predicted model, not a curated record. Gene Ontology annotation, cellular component: nucleus. Bases 208 to 1320 code for a protein of 370 amino acids. NCBI's taxonomy places the organism in Eukaryota, Metazoa, Chordata, Aves, Passeriformes, Hirundinidae.